This is a messenger RNA of Lampris incognitus (smalleye Pacific opah), 1077 nucleotides long. RefSeq names its product wingless-type MMTV integration site family, member 16 (gene wnt16). Gene Ontology annotation, molecular function: frizzled binding; cytokine activity. The transcript has 4 exons. Bases 1 to 1077 code for a protein of 358 amino acids. Lineage: Eukaryota; Metazoa; Chordata; Actinopteri; Lampriformes; Lampridae. Gene Ontology annotation, cellular component: extracellular region. The record is from RefSeq and is a predicted model, not a curated record. Gene Ontology annotation, biological process: multicellular organism development; neuron differentiation; canonical Wnt signaling pathway.
AUGGAGAGAGAGAACCGUGGAGUACUUCAACAAAUCUGCAUUCUGUCUCUCCUGCUUUUCUCCCUCUAUCCCAUCUACUGCCGAGCCAACUGGAUGUGGUUGGGAAUAACGUCGGCCGGGGUGCCAGAGAAGCUCGGCUGCGCCAAUCUGCCGCUAACCGGGCGGCAGAAGGAGCUGUGCAAGAAGAGGCCGUUCCUGCUGCCCAGCAUCCAGGACGGCGCGCGGCUGGGCAUCGCCGAGUGCCAAACGCAGUUCAAGCAUGAACGCUGGAACUGCUCGACCACCAAGGACACUUCUGUGUUCGGCUACGAGUUAAACAGCGGGACGAAGGAGACGGCGUUCAUCCAUGCGGUGAUGGCGGCGGGCCUGGUCCACGCCGUCACGCGCUCCUGCAGCCAGGGCAACAUGACGGAGUGCGGCUGCGACAGCAGCCUGCAGGGCGGCGGCUCCCCCGCCGAGGGCUGGCACUGGGGCGGCUGCUCCGAUCACAUCCACUACGGCACCUGGUUCAGCCGCAAGUUCAUCGACAGCGGCGUCAAGAACAUGUCGGCGGCCAAGGGCGCCUUCACCCUGCUCAGCACCACCCAGCACAACAGCGAGGCGGGCCGCCAGGCCAUCGAGAAAACCAUGUCCACCGACUGCCGCUGCCACGGCAUCUCCGGCUCCUGCGCGGUGAAGACGUGCUGGCGCACCAUGGCCUCGUUCGAGCGCGUGGGCGGCCUCCUGAAGGAGCGCUAUGAGAGCAGCGUGCUGGUUCUGGACCGGGCCAAGAGGAAGCUGAGGCGGAAGGAGAAGGAGAGGCGCCGCACGCCCAUAGCCAAGGACGAGCUCAUCUUUUACAGCAAGUCGCCCAACUACUGCCUCGAGGACAAGCGGCGGGGCGUGUCGGGCACGCGCGGGCGCCGCUGCAACCGCACCUCCCACGGGCCCGAUGGCUGCAACCUGCUGUGCUGCGGCCGCGGCUACAACACGCACGUGGUCCGGCACGUGGAGCGCUGCGAGUGCAAGUUCGUGUGGUGCUGCUACGUUCGCUGCAGGCGCUGCGAGAGCAUGAAUGACAUGCACACCUGUAAAUAA